AAAAAGGGAAUCAAGGAAACAAAAUGUCCAUUCCAGAGAAUAGAAUUUAUUUUGGUAGAGGACAUAGGCAAUCAAGGUGUUGUUUAGGGAUUAACAUGUGAAAAUAUAAUUGCUAUUUUUAAAAACAAGCAGUAUAUGAUGAAGAUCCAUGGUUUCAUAUGAAAGACCCUUUUUCAUCUUCUUGGUACAUGGCAUUGCUGUAUUUGUCAACUUAAUUUGUCAAUUUAAAAAAAUAAUUUUUAAAAGAAAAAAAAAUAAGAUAAUAUGGUUAUAUUUAGAAUUGUUGUUAUUCAGUUAUGGAAUUGAUUCCCUACUUUUCCUGACUUCAUUUAAGAUUUUCUUGGUAAAGACUCUAGAGAGGUUUGCCAUUUCUUUCUCUAGCUCAUUUUUCAGAUGAGAAAAUGGAAGUAAACAGGGUUAAGUGACUUCUUCAAAGUCACACAGCUAAUUGUCUGAGGGCCUAUUUUGAACCCUUAAAGAUGAGUCGUCCUGACUCUAGACCUCAUGCUCUAUCCACUGCCCCAAUAUUUGGAAACCCUAAUAGAAAUACAAAAUUAUUGAUAAAAUUUAUGAAAACAACAACAAGGCAGUCUACUUAUAGACAAAUCAAGACUCUAAACUCCAUCUGGAUCACAGACUUCAUUAGAAGAGAUAUUAGAGGUCAAAUAAUUCAUUCCUUCUAAGUCUCAGAGUACUACAUAAGUAGAAUGUUGUAGAUUCCUAAUAUAUGAAUCAAAAAAAAACCAACCAGUUUUUCCACUGUAUGAUGCUGAUCUUGUUCAUUAGGAUUCACAAGACUUGCUGUAUGGGACUAAGUAUGCAUAUCUGAAGGGCAUUAAAAAUUCAUUCACAUACAUUAAUUUAGAAUAUUUUUCCAUGGUUACAAGAUUCAUGUUCUUUCCCUCCCCUUCCCCAUCCCCCUCCAGUCGCCAACAUGCAAUUCCAUUGGAUUUUACAUGUAUUAUUGUUGCAACAGAGUGAACGUUUAGUCUACAUCCCCAGUCAUAUCCCUCUCGACCUGACCCAGGUGGUCAAGCAGUUGUUUUUCUUCUGUGUUUCUACUCCCCCAGUUCUUCCUCUAUCGGACAGCAUUCUUUCUCAUAAAUCCCUCAGAAUUAAUCCUGCAUCACUGCAUUGCUGCUAGUAGAGAAGUCCAUUACAUUUGAUUGUGCCACAGUGUAUCUGCCUCUGUGUAUAAGGUUCUCCUGGUUCUGCUCCUCUCGCUCUGCAUCAAUUCCUGGAGGUCAUUCCAGUUUGCACCAUACACAUACAUUAGAAAUAAUCCCAAAGCUGCCUCAAAGUUCCACCAUUAAGGAGUAAUUCCUUUGGAUUAAAGGGAUUGGGUCACAGUAUCACGGAUUUAGAGCUGGAAAAGACCUUAAUGUGUAUUCUAACCCAAUUUACAUGACAACAGGAAACAGAAGCCCAGAGAGGCUGACUUGUCCAAUGUCACAUAGGUAGUAAGUGAAAGAUAUAGGAUCUGAAGUUAAAUCUGAUUUCAAACCCAGCAUUAUUUCCAUGUACACUGCAGUGUAAAGGGGUAAAGUGGGCAGACAUGCUUACUGGGAAUCAGGACACCUGGAUUCUAGUCUAGGCGUGGACAUACUUUUCCUGUGUGCUCUGGCCCAAUUUUGUUUGAUUCUUGAGGGUGUGAGGACCGUGGAAGCAGGGGAUAGGAAUGGGAAUGCCAAUAUUGGCUGGAUACACAGAAAAGUAAAAUAGAGCCACUGCCCAGGAGGGGCUCACAAUCUCAUGGGGGAGGGAGGGACAACACGCAAAUAACGAUGUACAAACAAGCUAUAUACGGGACAGCAGAGAGAAGGCACUGGAGCUGAGACAAGACCUAACUCUGGGCUGACUCGGGCUCCUGGACGCCACCACCAACAAGGGAAGGGUCCCUUUCCCCCUUGCCGCCACCCACAGCCCGCCCCGCUCUGUGACGCCAGCAGACCGCCCUUACACAGUACCCUCUAUGACAUCGGGGUCAAGGGUUCCGGGCUUGGGCAUCUCUAGGGGAUUUCUACACUCAGGUUCACGGGUGGGCCGUCAGGGUAGGAGUGGGAGGAGGCUGUUCUGGGUCUUCUCAGGGUGGGUGACGGGGAGGUCCCCGGGCCCAGGCCCGGGCAGGGUGUAAGGACGGGUCUGGGGCAAGCAUCAUGCGGCGAAGCCCCCGGCCCGGGUCGGCUGCAACCCCGCAUAAACACAACCCAGAUUUCUACAGCGACCGGAGCAAUAGCUCCGUGAGCGCCACAUCCCGGGACAGCGGCUCCCGCAGGGGCAGCCGGAGGUCAUUGGCAGGCUGGAAGCUGUCUACCGAUUCGUGCGCCCCGCAGCAGGGCGGAGCCAGCAGUCUAUGGCUGAGCACCGCAGCGACAGCCGCAGCAGCGGGAGCAGCGGGAGCAGCAGUGGAGUCCUGCAGCCUCCUCCUGCCAUCCUCAGAGCUUUCGGGAAACCGGCCAGUCCAGCAGCAAACAAGGACCACGAAGACCGUCGUCCUCCAGACGCUGAGAUUUUUUCCCGCCGUGUUUGGUGAGAUCCUGGGAGCCUUCUGCAGGGAGGUGCGUUCUCUCCGCUUCCUGAUUACAGCCUCGCUGUUCUUCUGUCUCUUCGCGGCUGCCAUAUGGGGUGCAUUUCUAUAUUUUACCCCUGUCUGGGAUGAGGAGACCAGGGAGUUCCUGACUCUGAGGGGUUGCCCCUUGUCCCCUGCUCCCUCCCAUGCUCCUGCUUCCUGUUCCCUGCCUGCUCUUUGCUCUCUAUCCCCCGCCACCCCCCGCAGUGAAUACCAUGAGAAGGUCCAUUCCCAAGGGCUGCAGCUGCAACAACUUCAAGCAGAGCUUGACAAACUCCACACAGAUGUGUCCAGCAUUCGAGCAGCCAACAGUGAGAGGGUGGCCCAGCUUGUGUUCCAGAGACUGAAUGAAGAUUUUGUGCAAAAACCUGACUAUGCGCUGAGUUCUGUGGGAGCUUCCAUCGAUCUGGACAAGACAUCACAUGACUAUGAGGACAGGGACACAGCUUAUUUCUGGAAUCGGUUCAGUUUCUGGAAUUAUGCCAAGCCCCCCACAGUCAUCCUGGAGCCCGAUGUCUUCCCUGGGAAUUGCUGGGCUUUCAAGGGGGCCAAGGGCCAGGUGGUCAUCCGGCUGCCCGGCCGAGUUCAACUAAGUGACAUCACCUUGCAGCACCCCCCACCGAGCGUGGCUCACUCUGGAGGUGCUAGCAGUGCCCCCCGGGAUUUUGCUGUCUUUGGCCUCCAGGGUGAUGACAAGACUGAAGUUUUCUUGGGAAGAUUCAUCUUUGAUGUGGAAAAAUCAGAGAUUCAGACAUUCCAUCUGAAGAAUGAGCCCCCCAUCGCCUUCCCAAAGGUGAAGAUACAGAUACUGAGCAACUGGGGACACCCACGUUUCACUUGCUUAUACCGAGUUCGGGCCCAUGGGCUUCGGAGUCAUGAUGGGCACGGUGAGGAUAGCAGGACUAAGGGAGAAAGAAAUGGGGCAUCUGAAACUACUACUCCUCAUUAAAUCUCCUGCUGAUUGCAUAUGAACAGUUUCAGGGAUCUCUUCAUGGGAAGCCAGGGACUGAAAGGAAAGGGUCUGUGGGCAUCAAUAAAGUACUCAAUGUCUGA
Molecule: messenger RNA, 3622 nt
Organism: Monodelphis domestica (gray short-tailed opossum)
Lineage: Eukaryota; Metazoa; Chordata; Mammalia; Didelphimorphia; Didelphidae
Gene: SPAG4
Product: sperm associated antigen 4
Cellular component (GO): nuclear envelope; meiotic nuclear membrane microtubule tethering complex
Molecular function (GO): protein-membrane adaptor activity
Source: RefSeq, a predicted model, not a curated record